Leopardus geoffroyi (Geoffroy's cat) is the source of this 1468-nucleotide messenger RNA. It is a transcript of the gene ARG2, whose product is annotated as arginase 2. The transcript has 8 exons. NCBI's taxonomy places the organism in Eukaryota, Metazoa, Chordata, Mammalia, Carnivora, Felidae. The record is from RefSeq and is a predicted model, not a curated record. Bases 122 to 1186 code for a protein of 354 amino acids. Gene Ontology annotation, cellular component: mitochondrion; cytoplasm. Gene Ontology annotation, molecular function: arginase activity; manganese ion binding.
GGGGCGGGGCGGUGCAACUGGCGCCCGGGUAGGUAAGCCCGGCGCCUGGCGGCUGCGCUCACUUAAGACGGCUAGCCGCACGAAGUAGCUUCUAGGUCAUCUGUGUCCCGCGCUGCCGGUCAUGUCCCUGAGAAGCAGCCUCUCGCGUCUCCUCCGGACGCGAGUGCAUUCCGUCCUGAAGAAGUCGGUUCACUCGGUGGCUGUGAUCGGAGCCCCGUUCUCACAGGGACAGAAAAGAAAAGGAGUGGAACGUGGUCCUGCUGCCAUCCGAGAAGCUGGCUUGAUGAAAAGACUCUCCAGUUUAGGCUGCCGCCUGAAAGAUUUUGGAGAUUUGAGUUUUACUCCAGUCCCUAAAGAUGAUCUCUACAACAACCUGAUUGUGAAUCCUCGCUCAGUGGGCCUUGCCAACCAGGAAUUGGCUGAGGUGGUUAGUAGAGCUGUGUCAGGUGGCUACAGCUGUGUCACAGUGGGAGGAGACCACAGCCUGGCAAUUGGUACCAUUAGUGGCCACGCCCGACAUUGCCCAGACCUUUGUGUGAUCUGGGUUGAUGCCCAUGCUGACAUCAAUACACCCCUCACCACUUCAUCUGGAAAUCUCCAUGGACAGCCAGUUUCAUUUCUCCUCAGAGAACUACAGGACAAGGUACCACAACUCCCAGGAUUUUCUUGGAUCAAACCUUGUAUCUCUUCCCCAAGUAUCGUGUAUAUUGGUCUGAGAGAUGUGGACCCUCCUGAACAUUUUAUUUUAAAGAAUUAUGAUAUCCAGUAUUUUUCCAUGAGAGACAUAGAUCGACUUGGUAUCCAGAAGGUUAUGGAACAGACAUUUGAUCUGCUAAUUGGCAAAAGACAAAGGCCAAUCCAUCUGAGUUUUGAUAUUGAUGCAUUUGACCCUACACUGGCUCCAGCCACAGGAACCCCUGUUGUAGGAGGACUGACCUAUCGAGAAGGCAUGUAUAUUACUGAAGAAAUACACAAUACAGGAUUGCUGUCAGCACUGGAUCUUGUUGAAGUCAAUCCUCAGCUGGCUGCUUCAGAGGAAGAGGCCAAGGCUACUGCAGGCCUGGCAGUGGAUGUGAUUGCUUCCAGUUUUGGUCAGACAAGGGAGGGAGGGCACAUUGUCUAUGACCAACUUCCUACUCCCAGUUCACCAGAUGAAUCAGAAAGUGAAGAACGUGUGAGAAUUUAGGAACUUUGUGUGCUGACACGUUUGUCAUGAUGGGCAUUCCAGAAUUAUGAGGCAUUUGAGGGCACAUAUACUAAAUGGUUGUCUGGGUCAAUAUUGCCUUAAUGAGAACAUUUGCGCAUUCUCACAAUUGUAAAGUUUCCUUUCCCUCUCCAUUUUGGUGACCAAUACUACUGUAAAUUUGUGGGGGUUUUUUUUGUUUGUUUUUGCAGUUCACAGGCUAUUAAUAUGUUGGAGUACUAUGUAAAUUUAAAGGAGUCAUAAACAGCAUUUAUUACCUUGGUA